Molossus molossus (Pallas's mastiff bat) is the source of this 3551-nucleotide messenger RNA. RefSeq names its product solute carrier family 38 member 7 (gene SLC38A7). The transcript is spliced from 12 exons. The record is from RefSeq and is a predicted model, not a curated record. NCBI's taxonomy places the organism in Eukaryota, Metazoa, Chordata, Mammalia, Chiroptera, Molossidae. Gene Ontology annotation, molecular function: L-serine transmembrane transporter activity; L-asparagine transmembrane transporter activity; L-methionine transmembrane transporter activity. Bases 366 to 1757 code for a protein of 463 amino acids. Gene Ontology annotation, biological process: amino acid transmembrane transport.
CGUGUCUCUGCAGCCGGCUGGUGCAUGAAGUACGGGCCUGUGUACCGAUUGCGCGGCUCAGUUCCCUUCACUUUGCUGACCAGCACGGAACAGCUCAGACUCUUCACUCCGCUGUCAGCGGAUUUUAAGUAAAGCCUUGAGAAAAGAAGAAAUUGGGGCCAGAGAGAGGUGAGGAGAAUCAGGUCCCAGAUCUUUGGGGAGAAGGAGUUGUAAGGAGCUGCCCACCUCCAUCAUAGCCCAUCAGGUGGAAAGAGCAGGCUGAGAAGAGCCACAGCCCACAGGCCUCCUAGGAGAACAGCUCUGAACAGGGGAUGUGGUCGUGAGGCAGAAUCUGCAGACCCUGCAGGAAGAAGGCUCUCAGGGCCAUGGCCCAGGUCAGCAUCAACAGUGACCUUGGCGAGUGGGGCUUCAGCACGGAUGCUGGGGAGCGGGCCCGUCUGCUGCAGAGUCCCUGUGUGGACUCAGACCCUAAGAGUGAGGGGGAGGCCUCUCCUGAAAGUCUGAGCAGGGGCACCACGUCCACAUUUGGGGCCAUCUUCAUCGUAGUCAACGCCUGCCUGGGUGCAGGACUGCUCAACUUCCCAGCAGCCUUCAGCACUGCCGGGGGCGUGGCAGCCGGCAUCACCCUACAGAUGGGCAUGCUGGUUUUCAUCAUCAGCGGCCUCGUCAUCCUGGCCUACUGCUCCCAGGCCAGCAAUGAGCGGACCUAUCAGGAGGUGGUGUGGGCUGUGUGUGGCAAGCUGACAGGUGUGCUGUGUGAGGUGUCCAUUGCCAUCUAUACCUUCGGUACCUGCAUCGCCUUCCUCAUCAUCAUUGGGGACCAGCAGGACAAAAUUAUAGCUGUGUUGGCAAAGGAGCCUGAGGGGGUCGGUGGCAGCCCCUGGUACACAGACCGCAAGUUCACCAUCAGCCUCACUGCCUUCCUCUUCAUCCUGCCCCUUUCCAUCCCCAGAGAGAUCGGCUUCCAGAAAUAUGCCAGCUUCCUGAGCGUCGUGGGCACCUGGUAUGUCACUGCUAUCGUUAUCAUCAAAUACAUCUGGCCAGAUAAAGAGAUGACCCCAGGGGACAUCCUGACCAGGCCAGCUUCCUGGAUGGCUGUGUUCAAUGCCAUGCCUACCAUCUGCUUUGGAUUUCAGUGCCAUGUGAGCAGUGUGCCCAUCUUCAACAGCAUGCGGCAGCCCGAGGUGAAGACCUGGGGUGGGGUGGUGACGGCCGCCAUGGUCAUAGCCCUCGCUGUGUACAUGGGUACAGGUGUCUGUGGCUUCUUGACCUUUGGAGCCUCCGUGGACCCCGACGUGCUCCUGUCCUAUCCCUCCAACGACGUGGCUGUGGCCGUAGCCCGUGCCUUCAUCAUCCUGAGCGUGCUCACCUCGUACUCCAUCCUGCACUUCUGUGGGCGGGCAGUGGUGGAGGGCCUGUGGCUGCGCUCCCAGGGGGUGCCAGUGGAGGAGGACCUGGGGCGGGAACGGCGGCGGCGAGUGCUGCAGACGCUGGUCUGGUUCCUGCUUACCCUGCUGCUGGCUCUGUUCAUCCCUGACAUCGGCAAGGUCAUCUCGGUCAUCGGAGGCCUGGCCGCUUGCUUCAUCUUCGUCUUCCCAGGGCUGUGCCUCAUUCAAGCCAAACUCUCUGAGAUGGAGGAAGUCAAGCCAGCCAGCUGGUGGGCGAUGGUCAGUUAUGGAGUCCUCUUAGUCACCCUAGGAGCCUUCAUCUUCGGCCAGACCACAGCCAACGCCAUCUUCGUGGAUCUGUUGGCAUAACCACCGCCUCCCAGGGAACACAUGGCCUUUGCCCCUGUACCCAGGAACCCAUCUCGGAGAGCUGCAGGGCCACCCUGACUCUGGCAUCAUUCCCCUCCACUAGAGGGAUGACAUCUGGACAUCCUUUUCCAGGGACAGGUCCAGGGUGAAAUCAGGCCCCAUACUUCUGGACAGCUCAGACCCAGCUCCACCCUGUUCCCCUGUGCCAUGGAUGGUGGGAGGAGUGUCCCAGAGGAACCUCCCCUGCUCUUCCAGUUCUCAACUUCUCCAUGCCUGGAACCCAGGGCUGAAGAAGGUCAGCAAGUCUCAAAAGAAAGAAUUCCACUUGACUUCUCUCUGGAAGAGUGUAGGCAGAGGGGUGCCACCCUCCACAGAGUAGCCUGUGCUGAGCAUGGGCUGUGCUCAUAACCCAGGACUCAGCACCUGCUCCAGUCAGACGGCAGAGCAGCUGGCAGGGGCUUCCUCUGGGAUCUGGCAAAUUCAAGGGUAGCUCUGGGUCCAGACAGAAGCACAGAGGCAGAGUUAAUGCCUUGUCCACUCCCUCCUGGGCCCACAAAGCCCAAAGCCCUCUCUCCCAUGGCUAAUUGACAUUUCCCAAGGCUUCGGGGCCUCACCCAGUGUCCAGGCAUCCCUCUCCUCCUCCAUCCCCAGACAUCACCAAGUCUUAUGUUUACAAACGGUGCUAGCCCGGCUCAGCCAGGCAGGGGCCAGGGGCCGUCCGGUGCCACGGUGCUGUGAGUUCUCCAUUAGCUUUUUCAUGAUGGAGAGUCUGUUUCCUCUCAGAUUCCAGAUGGGCUCCUCUUUUCAGAGGCACAAAAACGGGUGAUAGAGAAGGCGAGGAACCUUUCAGACCUGUGCAGGCUGGGCCGGUCAGGAUCAAGGUGAACCUGUCUGAUACCCUCCCCUUCAGUGAUUGCUUCUCUCUGCCCUGCUCUGCAACCCUGCAUGAUAGCCCAGAGGCAAGCAAGGCAGCUGAGUUGUCAUUAACUGGGCAACAUUUGAGAGCAGUUACACCAGCCUGGAAGUUUCCUUUUCAAUCUGGAUCUUGUCUGCUCCUUCCUCCCACCUCAUCACCACCCCCACCCCAUUUUUCCAUGUAACUCAAUCUCCUGCUUACAGAAGUAUUGGGGGCGGGUUGUCAACCCCUCUUGUCCACUUCCUCAGCUCCACACGCCAGGCCUGGCCUUGGUGUCUGUCAUUAUGUUGAGGUCACACCUGGAUUGUGCCCAGGCAGUGAGGAGGGACACCGACUCCCAUCGGGUAUUCCCAUUUUGAACACUGGCCAACACCAGACACCAGAUCAGGCUUCCUCUACCUGGAACGCCCAGCGUUUCCCUGGCUGCUGCCAAAACCGCUGUGCUGGGGCAGGGUAGCAGGAACCCUGCCCAGCAGCCCACCGCUCAGGGCAGUCAGAUCUAAGAAGCAGAGGCUGGUUGGAGACCAGUGGGCUUCUGCCCAGUCCCCAGACUGGGUGAUCUGCCUUUCCUCACAUCCUGGCCCCUGGGGCCAGAGCCACUCUGCUGGCUUCUCAGCCUGCUGCACCUCUCCAGGCCCUGCCAGCACCAUCCCUACAGGGUCAGGAGGCAGCCUAGCCAGUAGGGCUGCCUAGCCUCCUGAUGCUGGAUUUCAGAGGUGGAGGGAAGUAAGGGAGUCAUUGAACAGAACCAGACCAGUCCGGAAAAGGGGCUGGAAUCUGGCCUCUUGGCCCAAACUCAGGAGCCCCCUACCCUCCCUUCCAGGGCAUUUUACUCUUUCUUUCUACUCGUGCACAUUCAGACCAGUGAAAAUGGUUAA